GGUGGCAAGGAGAAGUGUGUUUCGAUGAUAUUCGUACUCGUACUCUUCCAGUGCCCACUGCAAUACGUUGAUGUUCAAAUGUCACUGUGCCGAUGACCGUUGACUAUUGGCCUACCUGUGUUCUCAAUACCCAAAAAUAGCUGACUACACACACGCAUCCUAAGCAGCCACAAAGAUGUAAUGUGUGUUUGACCAAAAGGAAAACUUUCCAUAGACUCAAUUGAGGGUUCUUAUCACUUGUUUGUUGUUAAAACAAACACAAAAACACACAGUUUUCGACAAACUCUCAAAUUUGGGCGCAUACUUAAGGUUAUGUAGCUGUCACAUUAAGGCUGUCUUCAUCAAUACACUACAGGCGCUUUCCGUUACAAGACGUUAUUAUAUCGCAGAGAAUAAGUGAAAUUGAAGAAUUAAAAAUAAAAACAAUACAAAAAUCAACGAAUAUGAAAAUUUCGCCAAGUUUUGUCAAUACAAAAUGGAAAAUAACAAAGCUGAUGCUGCUUUUAAGAUUCCUACUGAUAUUUGGGGUGAUCUUAGUAUUUUAUUUACGACUCCUUAUCAUUGGAACUCCCACAGAUCUAAUUCAAAAUAAAGCCAAAGAGAACGAUUGGACUUCCCAUCAUCAUUUUAAACGAAGUAUAUUAUCCGUUAAAUGGCAUGAAGAAGAAAAAACCGCAAAUUGUUCUCGUGCUUCGAUUUUGGAGUUUCCCCCUGACGGCUUGGAUAAAAGUCAACGCCUUCAUGGAUGGAUUGUUCUUCACAUUGGGUUGGUAUUCUAUGGAUUUUGGUUUUUGGCAGCGAUUUGUGAUGACUACAUGGUGCCAGCCAUAGAACAGAUAUGUUCAAAUCUAAAAAUUGAUCGAGAUGUAAUUGGGGCUACUAUCAUGGCGGCUGCUGUUUCAAGUCCUGAGCUAUUUAUGAACUUCGUGGGCACGUUCAUUACGAAGGGAGAUAUAGGCGUGAGUGCCAUUGUGGGUUCGGCUGUAUUUAAUAUGCUGGCAGUUCCAGCUUGUUGUGGUCUAUUCGCAAUGCAGUGCCUUAAAUUGGAUUGGUGGCCCAUUACACGCGACUGCCUGAUAUUCCUGGCAGCUAUUUUUACUUUUUUGGGUAUCCUUAGAGAUGGAAAGGUAAUGUGGUAUGAAGCUGCUGGAUUGGUAUCGGCUUAUUUCCUCUACAUGUUGAUUAUGUACUUUAAUCGGAAAAUGGCCAAAACAGCCAGACGUCUUUUGCAAAGUUGUAGUCCUACUCCUAGGGGAGAGUACCGCGAGGUCUCGGAACUUAGCUCGCUUUUACCAAAAAAUCGCAAUGAGUCCGCAUUCAGCUUGGCCAAUGAAGCCUAUUUGUGUUUGGAAAGAGGCUUACAUUCCUCCCACAUGUUGUUGUAUUUGGAACAUAAAGAAAAACAAGCAUCCAUCAGAUCUCCAUGGUCCUCUCAAGGUCAUUCUAAAAUCGAAUUCAUAUUCCAUUGGCCCAUUACUUUUGUUCUUUGGCUAACCAUUCCCAAUUGUCGGCGAAGGAGUUCUUUUAAAUAUCUGACCUUUUCAUUGGCCAUUGUAUGGACUGCUAUAAUCUCAUAUCUGGUGGCUUUUGGCAUAACCAUCAUAGGUGAUACCUUGAACAUACCCGACUCUGUGAUGGGUUUAACUGUGAUAGCUGCAGGUAUGAGCAUACCAGAAGCUGUCUGCAGUAUAAUAGUCACACGCCAAGGACAAGCCUCCACGGGUCUUAGUAACUCUUUGGGCUCCAACACAUUCGACAUUUUACUUAGCCUAGGUCUGCCUUGGUUCAUAAAGGCCUACUUUCUUCCCGAUAAUCCAGAGCAGCACUGGGUCUCUUUGAAUUCCAAUGGCCUCACUUUUGCUGGCAUAUCGCUGCUAACUUCUUUGCUGGGCCUUUAUGUGAUAUUUGCUUGUCAAGGCUUUACUUUGAAUCGCAAAGUGGGUUUCUCUUGUUUGGCUUUGUACAUAGCCCUGAUGACCUUUAGCAUUCUGGUGCAGCUGAAUAUCUUCUUUCCUGUUAAUCUGCCCAUUUGUGCACAUUAGUCAGUUAACUCUUUAGGACAUAGUGGAUUAGAUAAGAGCGUUAAGUUAGAGUAGUUCAUUAAAUAAUCGGCGUAGUAGGUGGUUCCUAUUAA
Molecule: messenger RNA, 2134 nt
Organism: Stomoxys calcitrans (stable fly)
Lineage: Eukaryota; Metazoa; Arthropoda; Insecta; Diptera; Muscidae
Product: sodium/potassium/calcium exchanger 4
Exons: 7
Coding region: 444-2042 (532 amino acids)
Biological process (GO): intracellular calcium ion homeostasis; calcium ion transmembrane transport
Cellular component (GO): membrane
Molecular function (GO): calcium, potassium:sodium antiporter activity; calcium channel activity
Source: RefSeq, a predicted model, not a curated record